Molecule: messenger RNA, 1389 nt
Organism: Varanus komodoensis (Komodo dragon)
Lineage: Eukaryota; Metazoa; Chordata; Lepidosauria; Squamata; Varanidae
Gene: TSKU
Product: tsukushi, small leucine rich proteoglycan
Exons: 2
Coding region: 210-1265 (351 amino acids)
Cellular component (GO): extracellular matrix
Molecular function (GO): protein binding
Source: RefSeq, a predicted model, not a curated record
AAAGCGCCUGGACGCGCCGGGCCGCGCUGCGCACUUUGGAGACGCUCCCCGCGCCGCGGCGAGGCGAGGCGAGGCAGGCGAGGCGAGCGCGGCUCCGCGGCGGCCGCCUUGGAGAGGCACCCGGGCGAGCUCGCCGCAGCCGCAGCCGCAGCCGGAGCCGGAGGGUGGCAGCGCAUGCACCGGACCGGGCGGGGCGCGGAGCUCCAGCGAUGCCUUUCUCCGUUUGGUUCGGCCUGCUGCUACUCUUCCCGGGCAUCACGACUUCAAAGACUUGCUUCCCGGGAUGCCACUGCGAAGUGGAGAGCUUUGGCCUCUUCGACAGCUUCAGCCUGACCAAGGUGGACUGCAGUGGGCUUGGAUCCCAUAUAAUGCCUGUUCCUAUUCCCCUGGAUACUACCUACUUGGAUCUGUCCUCGAACCACCUGGAAUCCAUCAACGAGUCGAUGCUGACAGGCCCUGGAUAUACCACCCUCGUUAGCCUUGACUUGAGUUACAACAAAAUCUCAAAGAUUCUUUCCACGACGUUCUCCAGACUCAGGUACCUCGAAUCGUUGGAUCUGAGUCAUAACUCGUUGGUUGCCCUGCCAGAUGAAUGCUUCUCCCGGUCGCCCCUGGGGGACAUCGACCUGAGCAACAACCUCAUACUGGAAAUAGCAAUGGACGUCUUUGCCUCCAAAGGUCAAGGGAAGCCCAUCAACGUUGAUCUCUCCCACAACUUAAUAAGCCGUGUCUCAAGACACCAGAGCAAAGUCAUCCCCAACAUCCAAAGCUUAAACUUGUCUGGCAAUAGGUUAAAGAGUAUACCAAACCUUCAAGGGAUACCCCUCCGGUAUCUAAAUCUCGACGGAAACCCACUUUCAUCCAUCGGGAAAGAGGCAUUCUUGGGAUUGAAGGAUUUAAACCACCUGUCGCUGAGCGGGAUCCAUGAGCUCACGGAGAUGACGCCUUACUGCUUCAAAGACCUGCCUGCUCUCCAAGUGCUCGACUUAUCCAACAACCCCAAUAUCCAUUCGUUGCAUGCUGAAGUCUUUUACAGAUUAAGUUCCUUGCAGGAGCUCAACCUGUUGGGCACAGGUGUGGCGACCUCCAUAUCAAAAGAGAUGCUGAAAUACUUGCCUUCCAUCAAAAGCAUCACCUUGGGCACAAACAUCAAGUGUCUUAAGACAAUCCGGGAAGGUCAGUAUCACAGACAAACCGGGCUGACGAAGAAAGAGUUCCUCACCUGUCACGACAGCCGUGGGUCAGUGGCCCCCUAUGCUUUGUGACAAGGACCAAGGAGGGUGAAUGGAUAGCCUUGGACUUUAUAAAGCCACAAAUGUGCCUUCUGUAAAAAGUGUUAAUUUAUAUAUUUUGCAUAUUUCAAUACUUGAUUACAAUGAUUGAUGAAGA